UUUUAAUAUCGUUGCCUCGCUCUGGAUAAUCUUGAGCAGGCCAUUUUGAAGAUUGUCUGAUCUCUUUGUUCUCCCCGUUGAUACCCAUUUCUACCGUCUUCAUCACAAUGGCUUCGUGGCUUCAGAUUCCCAAGAACUCGCCCUUUUCUCUGGCGAAUAUUCCAUUUGGCAUCAUCUCCUCUGCAAAGGUCACCUCUCCUGUGGCCGCAGUUGCGAUCGGUGACUAUGCGCUCAACCUGAGCGCGUUCGCCUCGUCGGGCGGUUUCUCGCAGCUCCCCGUCAUCCAGCCCCAUCUCAGCGUAUUCAGCCAGCCAACUCUUAACGCGUUUGCAGCGCUCGGCCGUCCCGUGCACCGUCAAGUGCGUGAAUAUAUCCAGUGCAUCUUCCGUGCCGAUACGCCAUUCGCCCAGAUUCUCAAGGACAAUUCCUCCUUGCAGAAGGAGGCGCUUUUGCCCUUGUCAGAAGUGACCAACCAUCUUCCCAUGCACAUUGGCGACUACACCGACUUCUACGCGGGGCUCAACCAUGCUUACAACAUUGGUGUGCUGUUUCGCGGUCCUGAUAACGCUCUGCAGCCCAAUUAUAAGCAUCUCCCUGUUGGAUAUCACGGCCGUGCCUCUUCAGUCGUGACUUCGGGCACUCCUAUCCGCCGUCCCAAUGGCCAAAUCCUAGCCAACCCCGCCGCUAACCCCAAGGUGCCGACCUUUUCCCCAUGCAAGAGAUUGGAUAUCGAAUUGGAACUUGCCGCUUUUGUCAGCAAGAGAAAUGAGCUGGGCCAUCCAGUUUCUAUUGAUGAGGCCGAGGACCAUAUUUUCGGCGUCGUAUUGAUGAACGACUGGUCGGCCCGUGAUAUUCAGGCUUGGGAGUAUGUUCCUCUUGGGCCCUUCAACGCGAAGAACUUUGCCACCACCAUCACACCCUGGGUGGUCUUACUCGACGCUUUGGAGCCCUUCCGCACCACCGGUCUGGAGCCAGGCAACCGCGAAUCGCUACUGCCCUACCUGCGCGAGAAGCGCGAACUUAAUGCCUACGACAUCCCUCUCGAGGUUGAGAUAACCAACGCUGGUGGAAAGCCCACUUUGAUCUCUCGCACCAACGCCAACAACUUGCUGUACUCGUUCCCUCAGAUGCUGGCGCACCACACCAUCACAGGUUGCAACAUGAACACCGGCGACCUGCUUGGCAGUGGUACCAUUUCUGGCAAGGAGGAUAAGUCUCAGGGCAGUCUCCUCGAGCAGACCAACGGCAAGAACCCUCUGAAGCUGGCUGAUGGCUCCGAGCGAUUGUUCUUGGAGGAUGGAGACACUGUCGUUCUGCGCGGCAUGGCGGGCACGGAAGGAAACUACGUCGGGUUUGGUGACUGUGUUGGCACAAUUCUUCCAGCCCUCAAGUUGGAGUUCUAAGCUGUAGAUGACCAGGUCUUUUCAUCUUUAUUUUAUUUAAUCCCCAAAAGGAUGCUUCAUGAGCUAGCUAUGAGUAUGAAAUUGAGAUAGACCUUUUCCUCAUCUUGAGACCAUCACAACUAUAUCGAGUAGUCCAGCGCGCUGAAUAGUUGAUAUUCAUUCCAAACGAAGCUUUGUCCCAACAUCUCAAACAACCAUCUCUUCUCAUGACGAAAUCACUCGAAACUCCUCCGGCGUAUCAGGCUGCGUCCUCCAAUGCGCCCUCUUCAUCGCAUCUUCCUCC
Messenger RNA from Aspergillus novofumigatus IBT 16806, 1686 nucleotides. RefSeq names its product fumarylacetoacetate hydrolase FahA (gene fahA). Gene Ontology annotation, biological process: L-phenylalanine catabolic process; L-tyrosine catabolic process; homogentisate catabolic process. Lineage: Eukaryota; Fungi; Ascomycota; Eurotiomycetes; Eurotiales; Aspergillaceae. Bases 108 to 1403 code for a protein of 431 amino acids. The transcript has a single exon. The record is from RefSeq and is a predicted model, not a curated record. Gene Ontology annotation, molecular function: fumarylacetoacetase activity.